This is a messenger RNA of Musa acuminata AAA Group (dessert banana), 829 nucleotides long. Its product is annotated as non-specific lipid transfer protein GPI-anchored 23. The coding region runs from base 33 to 710 and encodes 225 amino acids. NCBI's taxonomy places the organism in Eukaryota, Viridiplantae, Streptophyta, Magnoliopsida, Zingiberales, Musaceae. The record is from RefSeq and is a predicted model, not a curated record. The transcript is spliced from 3 exons.
UCUUGUCAUCUGCAUGCGCAUGUAGUAAAGCAAUGGCGAGGAUAGUGGUAUUGGCCACUGGUUUCAUGGCCAUAUGCGCCUUGUCGUUCUCCCCCGCGGGCGCCGCCUCGCUCUCCCCCGCUCCGCCACCCUCUGAUUGCUCGGACAUCGUGUCCGCCCUGAUGGAUUGCUUUUCGUACGUCACCAACGACAGCACCACUCCUUGUCCCAGCAGGUCGUGCUGCGCAGGCGUCGCCGACGUCGUCACGGAGAGCCCGGAGUGCAUCUGCCAGACGCUGCAGGAGGCUAACGAUCUCGGUGUCGCCGUGAACAUGACCCGGGCGCUCGAUCUCCCCGCCGCUUGCUCCGUCAAGGCGCCCAAGAUCCACUGCGACGCUUCUAGUCCUUCGGCUGCACCUCCAUCACCCCCACGGCCAUCUCCAGGCCCAUCGCCAUCCCCGCGGCCAUCUCCAGUGCCAUCACCGACCCCGCGGCCAUCUCCAGUGCCAUCACCAUCCCCACGGCCAUCUCCAGUUCUAUCGCCGCCGCCAACUACACCGCCAGCUACUCCAUCUCCAACACCGGCAACUCCGCUGCCGAACUCGGCUGUUACUCCAUCACCGACUCCUGCUUCAGCACCCAUGUCAUCCGAAGCACCGAGGCUGGCUUCUGUUGUGGUGGCCAUUGCAGGCCUUGCUUCUGCUAUUUUCUAUCAGAUUCAUUUCUGUUAAUUUAGAUCAGUAUGAUGGCAAAUGCAUUCUGAGCUUGUUAGGAGGUGUCUAGUUUUAGUUUCCAUCAGGAAUUAAUUGUCCUCUUUUUCCUUCUUUAUAAUAACAAUUCAGGAUUAUUC